This is a messenger RNA of Glycine soja, 450 nucleotides long. RefSeq lists its product as uncharacterized. The coding region runs from base 1 to 450 and encodes 149 amino acids. Gene Ontology annotation, molecular function: nucleic acid binding; RNA-DNA hybrid ribonuclease activity. The record is from RefSeq and is a predicted model, not a curated record. Lineage: Eukaryota; Viridiplantae; Streptophyta; Magnoliopsida; Fabales; Fabaceae. The transcript has a single exon.
AUGGUUGCGUUAAGAUCAACCCGGAUUGGAUUUUGCAAAAUUGCUCGUGACUCGCUAGGGAAUUGGAUUUUUGGCUAUUCGGAUUCAUGCGAUUUCACAACUGUGAUGAAGACUGAACUUCAAGGUAUCUAUAAUAGUUUGAUCCUGGCUUGGAACAACGAUUUCAGGAAAGUGAUUUGCGAGACAGAUUCUCUAGCAUCUAUCAGCCUCCUUACUGAACCUACUUCAACCUGGCGGCAUCCCCAUGGAUGUCAUCUCAUCAAUCUUAUUCAUGGUUUCUUAGCAAGACCUUGGCAAGUCGACCUUAAGCACACCUUGAGAAAAGGAAAUCAAUGUGCUAAGCAUGGAGCCUCUUCAGAUGUUUCUCUUCUCAUUUGGGAUUCGUGCCCUACAGUUAUCUCUAGUGUCCUACUAGUUGAUGCCAUGCAAAUUUCUUUUGCUAGGAGUUAG